UAGAAAGCUGCCUUCCACACGUUUCUCCUGUGUUUCACCUCCCCCGCGACGAAAAUAAAUAAUAAUAAUAAAAUCCUAGAGCCCACGUUAUGUGAUUCUUUCUUUGGUCCAAUCUCUCUUCAACAAUUGAAACAGAAAUGAACUCUGAAAACAUGGGAAGCGAGAACCCAAAAAUCUAUCACGAGAAGCAAAAGUUGCAGUUCUGCCUUCUACACUCCCUCAAUAAUCUCUUUCAGCAAGAAAAUGCAUUUACGCGAGCAAGUUUGAAUGAAAUUGCUGAGAAACUCGUUCUUGAUGACCCUGACAAGCAAACAUGGACGCCAUUAUCAGUUUUUUUUAAGCCUCACCAUAAUGCAUUAACCGGAAAUUAUGAUAUAAAUGUUCUUAUUGCGGCCCUGGAAGGGAGAGGGAAGAGUGUAGUAUGGCAUGAUCGUCGAAAUGAGGCAUCAUCCAUUGAUCUUGAUGACUCUGGAAAUAAUUUGAUGGGUAUUGUGAUUAAUAUUCCUGUUACACGUUAUGGUGGGCUUUGGAAGAGUAGGCAUUGGGUUACACUGAGAAAGAUUGAUGGGGUUUGGUAUAACUUAGAUAGUGAUUUUAAAGCUCCUUAUUGUUUUAAAGAUAGUGAAGAAGUUAGGGAAUUCUUGGGUUACAUUAUUGGUGUUGGUGGAGAAGUUUUGCUUGUCAAAAAUGAUGAAGAAAAAAUGUCGACUAGAGGGAGUAACAAAGUUAGUAGCAGACCAGCUGUUAACAAGGAUAUUAUAACCCAGAAACAAAAAUCUACCAGUAGAGUUGUUGAGAACAAGAGGCAGUCUACCGGCUGUUGUGCAACAAGAGGGAGUAACCGAGAAAGCUGUUAUUGCAUACCAGGUAUUAGCAUGGAAACUUUAAUUUGGAAACGAAACUAUGUUAGUAAAGUUGCUGGCUGUUGUGCAACAAGAGGGAGUAACCGAGAAAGCUGUUAUUGCAUACCAGGUAUUAGCAAGGAAACUUUAAUUUGCAAACGAAACUAUGUUAGUAAAGUUGCUGGGAACAAGAGGUGUGCUUCUGGGAGCUGUGGAAUCAAGCUACCGAAAAGAUCAGACCUUUCCCCGGUUCGAUUUCUCGAGCAUCUUAGCAGUAAGAUAGCCAAAGGUCUAUGCUUUUCAUCUUUGAGGAAGAAACAUUCACCUACUGCAGUUUCUUCAUCAGGAAGAUCAAAGCAGUCUGUGAUUCCUGUUGAUUCUCAUAGAACUGAAGCCAUUGAGGAUUGCAUCGAGUUCAUCAACUCCUCUUCUUCUUUGCCACGAUCAAUCUCUGUUUCUGCAAACACUUCUUAAAUUUUUAUUGUAGCAUCGCAAUAUUUACCUGAAAAAUCUUCUUCUGAGGCGCAACUUAACCUUGCUGUAUAUUUUUGCUUUAGUGAUCACUAUUUCUUAGAAUUGUUUGUUUCUUCCUUAAACUUAUCAGAAUGUGAAAGCUAUAAACCAGAAUAAAAAUGGAACAACAUCGUUUCUUCGC
Molecule: messenger RNA, 1497 nt
Organism: Pistacia vera
Lineage: Eukaryota; Viridiplantae; Streptophyta; Magnoliopsida; Sapindales; Anacardiaceae
Product: josephin-like protein
Exons: 3
Coding region: 138-1316 (392 amino acids)
Biological process (GO): protein deubiquitination
Molecular function (GO): cysteine-type deubiquitinase activity
Source: RefSeq, a predicted model, not a curated record